AUGGGUCGCAUGUAUUCUCGUGGUAAGGGUAUCGCCAGCAGUGCCCUCCCCUAUCGUCGCUCUGCUCCCUCCUGGUUGAAGACCAGCUCUGAGGAAAUCGUUGACUUGAUCUGCAAGAAUGCCAAGAAGGGUCUUUCUCCUGCUCAAAUUGGUGUCAUCCUCCGUGACUCCCAUGGCAUUCCCCAAGUCAAGGCUGUUACUGGCAACAAGAUUGUCCGUAUCCUCAAGGCUAACGGUAUGGCCCCCGAGAUCCCUGAAGAUCUUUACCACUUGAUCAAGAAGGCCGUCUCCAUGCGCAAGCACUUGGAACGUAACCGCAAGGACAAGGACACCAAGUACCGCCUCAUUCUUGUUGAGUCCCGUAUCCAUCGUCUUGCUCGUUACUACAAGACCGCUGGCUACCUUCCUCCCAACUGGAAAUUUGAGUCUGCUACUGCCUCUGCUCUCGUUGCUUAA
Molecule: messenger RNA, 456 nt
Organism: Lichtheimia ornata
Lineage: Eukaryota; Fungi; Mucoromycota; Mucoromycetes; Mucorales; Lichtheimiaceae
Product: 40S ribosomal protein
Exons: 3
Coding region: 1-456 (151 amino acids)
Biological process (GO): translation
Cellular component (GO): ribosome; cytosolic small ribosomal subunit; nucleolus
Molecular function (GO): small ribosomal subunit rRNA binding; structural constituent of ribosome
Source: RefSeq, a predicted model, not a curated record